AAUGGAGGAAAGAAUUGUCUAAUUUGCACCAUUUUUAGCAAGCAGAGCUAAUGAAAUAGCUUAAUUGUAAAAUGCCCUUAAAAGCAAAUUUCUAAAUUCUACUGCUUAGCCAUUUUAAGUGAUCCAUAAACACAUGAGAAGAAGAGCCAUGUCACAUAAUCGAUAUCGUAUACCUAGUUCAGUAGAUCAUUAUUUUUAUUAUUAGUUAAGAAAAAAGAUGUAUGCUCCAGGUUUAGAAGAGAGAGACAUGAAGUAAAAAAUACCAAAAUGUAGAAAACAUUUGAGAAAACGAAGAGAUUUAAUUUUUAUGAAUAGAUCAAAUAAAAUUUUAUGGAUGGAAACUCACUUAUAUUAGGUCAAGAGAAUGAAAAUGAUUAAUUACUGUGGAUUUAAAGUACCAGAAAAAGCAAAUGAAAAAAAUUUCAGAGCAGUUCAUAGAUAUUUUGAUCAUGGUAGUAUGAUUUUUGAUGCUUCAUAUUAUUAAAUUGUUGAGGGUAGCCUAGAAAAUGAAUUAAUUGUUGAUGAUCACACUAUUAUACAUCCUUAAGAAUUACCAGAUACCGAUUUUGUUGUUCAUAAUAAUAAAUACAAUAUUUUUUAAAUAAUUGGAAGAGAAUCCUUAUCAAUUGUUAAUUCUUUAUUAAACAUUUUUAAUUGUUCAAUAGAUGGACAAACACAUAAAUAUUUCAGUUUUAAUUAUUAAUAUGAGAAGAUUUAAAGUGUUACUACAAAGAAGGGUAGAAAAAUAAAGACACUUGAUGAUUAUGAUGAAGAGAUGAAAGACAUGUAUGAAACAUUUGAAAAUAAAGGAGAUGAAGACAUAAAUAGAUCAGUUUGGUAAAUAGAUUAAAAUUAAUUUAUGAAGAGAUUUAAAAUAGAUACAAGAAAUAGAUAUACACAUUAGAGAAGCAAAAAAUAAAUAUUCAAAAGAUAAAAAUAAUAAUCAUAAUAAUAAGUUGUACCAUAAGUCCAAAUUGAUAUUAUGAAAAAAAAAAAAGCAAUGAGAUGGUUAUUAAAUUAAAUGGAUAAAAAUGAGAAUGACAUAAGUGUUGAAUUAUAUGAUUAAAAUGAAGCAGAAUAGAAACCUAAUCAAGAAAUUUAAAUAGAAUAACCUGAUAUUUAAUAAUAAAAUCCAUUAAUUUAAGAAGAUAUUUAAAAGAAUUAAUAAAAUACUACAUUAAAACCUAAAGAUGUUCAAAUAAAGAUUUUAAUUAUACCACCAUCAAAUUAGUAAAAGAAAUAAAUUGAUAUUGGAUACAAAUUGAUUAUUAAUUUGGGAGGAGGAUUAAUAGUAUGGAGAUUGUUCAAUUAAUUAAAAUUAAAACCUGUUGGUUUACGUGAUAUUCGUUAAAUAUGUUUGGAAAAUAAUUUAUUAUUUAAUGAAUACGAGAAUGAGGAUCUUAUAGAAAAAUAUCUUAAGAGCACUAAUAAAAUUAAUUAUUUAGCUUUACAGUUUCCAUAUCCAUUUCAAUUUGAUUUUUCAUUAUAUCCAUCUUGGUGUUCUUGUCAUUUAAUUGCAUAUAAAAAUGUACCUAAAAAACAAGCAUUAAUCCUAUAACCAACAGAAUAAGAUUUUGAACUCUUAAAAAAUAAAAUAUAUAAAAUCCAUAUAAAAAGAACAGAGGAUGAAAAACCAAAAAUAAGUAAUAGAGUUGAAAUAUUAUAAUAUGAAAAAAGACUAUCAGAAAUAUAAUAGAAACGAAAAAUAUUGGGUGUAAUAACUUUUGGAAAUAUAUCAUUAUAACAUGGGAAGGGGAUAGGAUAAGGAAAAAUAGAUGGAAAAUUAGCUGGUAAAGACAUUAUUGUUCUCUUUCGUAAUCAUGAUUCUGAAUAUUGUUUCUUUGCAGAUUGUAAAGUAAAUAUUAUUUGA
Paramecium pentaurelia is the source of this 1870-nucleotide messenger RNA. The record is from the annotation of a GenBank genome assembly. NCBI's taxonomy places the organism in Eukaryota, Ciliophora, Oligohymenophorea, Peniculida, Parameciidae.